Messenger RNA from Prionailurus viverrinus (fishing cat), 1825 nucleotides. RefSeq names its product transmembrane serine protease 5 (gene TMPRSS5). Gene Ontology annotation, cellular component: plasma membrane. Lineage: Eukaryota; Metazoa; Chordata; Mammalia; Carnivora; Felidae. Gene Ontology annotation, biological process: proteolysis. Gene Ontology annotation, molecular function: serine-type endopeptidase activity. Bases 16 to 1368 code for a protein of 450 amino acids. The record is from RefSeq and is a predicted model, not a curated record. The transcript has 12 exons.
GAUGGCCAAGCCCACAUGGAGCCUCAGUAUGCAGAGGAGGGUCCAGGACCUGGGAUCUUCAGAGCAGAGCCAGGAGACCCACUGAGGAGGCCUGAGGCCCAGCAGCAGCCCACCUCUCUGGCGGGGCGCUGGUGCUCAAGGAGGCGCGGCUGCGUGGGGCUGGGCGCCCUGGCGCUGCUGGCUGGUGCGAGCGUCGGCUCAUGGCUUCUCGUGCUGUAUCUGUGGCCAGCCGCCUCUCAGCCAUCUCCCGGGAACUUGCAGGAUGAGGAGAUGCCUCUGAGCUGCUCAGAGGCCAGUGGUGAGGAAGCCCUGCUCCCUUCGCUUUCCAGAACAGUAUCUUUCAGAAUCAAUCCUGAGGGCUUCUUGCUGGCAGUACAGGUGAGGGCUCGGCCAGACUGGCUCCUGGUCUGCCACGAGAGCUGGAGCUCUGCCCUGGGGCUGCGGAUCUGCCAGAGCCUGGGACAUCUCAGACUCACUCACUACAAGGGAGUGAACCUGUCUGACAUCCAGCUCAACAGCUCCCAGGGGUUUGCUCAGCUCUCUCCAGGACUGGGAGGCUUCCUGGAGGAGGUGUGGCAGCCCAGGGACAGCUGCGCUUCUGGUCAAAUCGUUUCCCUCAGAUGCUCUGAGUGUGGGACGAGGCCCCUGGCUUCCCGGAUAGUUGGCGGGCAGGCCGUGGCUCCCGGGCGCUGGCCCUGGCAGGCCAGUGUGGCCCUGGGCUCCCGGCACACGUGUGGGGGCUCUGUGCUGGCCCCACGCUGGGUGAUGACGGCCGCACACUGCAUGCACAGUUUUAGGCUGUCCCGGCUGUCCAGCUGGCGGGUGUACACGGGGCUGGUGAGCCACAGUGCCGUCAGGCCGCACCAGGGGGCUGUGGUGGAGAGGAUCAUCCCUCACCCCCUCUACAGCACCCAGAAUCACGACUACGACGUCGCCCUCCUCCAGCUCCGGACACCGCUCAACUUCUCAGACACCGUGGGUGCUGUGUGCCUGCCAGCUGAGAAGCAAGAUUUCCCAAGGGGCUCACAGUGCUGGGUGUCUGGCUGGGGCCACACCGAUCCCAGCCACACCCACAACUCAGACACGCUGCAGGACACGGUGGUGCCCCUGCUGGGCACCCGGCUCUGCAACAGCUCCUGCAUGUACAGCGGGGCCCUUACCCCCCGCAUGCUGUGUGCCGGCUACGUGGACGGGAGGGCCGACGCGUGCCAGGGUGACAGCGGGGGCCCCCUGGUGUGCCUGGACGGGGGCACGUGGCACUUGGUGGGGGUGGUCAGCUGGGGCCGCGGCUGCGCGGAGCCCAAUCACCCUGGCGUCUACGCCAAGGUUGCCGAGUUCCUGGACUGGAUCCAUGACACUGCGAGGUGAUGCUUCUCAGGUGGCUGGUGGAUUUUGCCCGUGAGUUCAUUUUCCCCUGGGAUGUCAGAAUCUUGGCUUGAACUGUGACAGGGAAGGAGACCUAGACCCACACCUCACUGUGAGCUGCUCCAUUCUGAGUGAAGAAGGGAGCCGGACAACGAGAGGCGCACACAGCCUGGGCUUGCUCUCCCCACAUUUGCCUCUAGACAUAGCAAUCCUGCCUGAGUUUCUAGCUGGCCUGUCCUAUGGUUUUGGGACUUGAGACUACAAUAUCACCUCUUAGCUCAAUUUCCACCCUGCCAGCUUUUGGCUGCUCCACAGAGUUUGGACUCACCCGCCCCCAUAAUUGCUUGAGCCAAUUUACAAAAAAUAAAUCAAUCUCUCUCUCUCUCUCUCUUUCUCCAUUUCAUUGUAUAAAAUAUAAUGUUAUACAUGUAUAUAUUUGGUUCUGUUUCCCUGGAGAACC